Molecule: messenger RNA, 2793 nt
Organism: Uranotaenia lowii
Lineage: Eukaryota; Metazoa; Arthropoda; Insecta; Diptera; Culicidae
Exons: 2
Coding region: 1300-2325 (341 amino acids)
Source: RefSeq, a predicted model, not a curated record
GGAAAUAAAAGACAUACAUAAUUUUGCUCAUCGUAACGCUAAAGAAAAUUCAUUACAGAUGAUAAAAAAAUAUUUCUUUCCUCGAAUGCACAAAUUGAUCGAUAAUUACGUAAAAACAUGCGAAAUUUGUAAAAUGGAAAAAUAUGAACGUCAUCCACAGAAAUUUAUACCUGUGAGAACACCAAUCCCAAAAUACCCCGCUGAAAUUAUACACAUUGACAUAUUUGCAUAUAACGCAAAUUUUCUAUUCAUAACAUCCCUUGAUAAAUUUUCCAAAUAUUUAAAAAUGAGACCUAUAAAAUCAAAAGCAAUUUCAGAUGUAAAAGAGGUUCUCAUGCAACUUUUAUAUGAUUGGGAUUUACCAGCUCAAAUUGUAAUCGACAAUGAAAGCUCCUUUGUAUCAAAUGUUAUAGAACAACAAAUAAAAAAUUUAGGUGUACAAAUAUUUAAAACUCCUGUAAAUCAUUCAGAGACAAAUGGCCAAGUCGAAAGAUGCCAUUCAACCAUCAGAGAAAUUGCUCGAUGUAUCAAAUCUCUAAAUCCAGAAAUCACAGUCAAUCAGCUCAUGCAAGAAGCAACACAUAAAUACAAUAACUCUAUACAUUCUUUCAUUAAAAAUACCCCCAAAAAUAUUUAUAUAGGAGAAAAUGGAGACUAUUCCUAUCAAGAAAUGGCUUUAAACCGAGAGAAAAAUAAUGAACGGAUUUAUCAACUGUACAAACAAAAAGAAGAAAAAAUCAUACCAAAAAAUUAUCAGUCAUAUAAAAUCAAUUCCUUUGCAUAUGAAAAAACAAACUCAAAUAGCAAACGCAAAAGUAGAUACAAUAUGGUCAAAGUGAAAGAAGAUCAUAAUACUUAUAUUAUUGAUUCAAACAAUAGAAAAAUUCAUAAAUGUAAUCUACGAAAAAACCCCACUGAUUAAAUAAUGUUUUGUAUCGUUUCAGUGCUAGCCUGCUACUUUUCGUGUCUAUAAUUCAGGCUGCAAUCCAAAUACACGACCUUACAAACAAUCCAUUAGCCAUUGUACCUCUCGGUGAAGCAAAAAUAAAGAUAGGUUAUAUACGUAUAUUUCACCCUAUUGAUUUGGCUCAGAUAGGAGAAACAAUAGCCAAUAUUAAUAGAGACAUACAAAACAAUCCUUCCACUAACCCACUCUAUGAACUAAUACAAAUAAAAAAUUAUAAAUUGCACGAAACAUUCUUGAAAAUCAAACCAUUUGUAACUCGGAAUAAAAGGUGGGACACAAUCGGAACAGUUUGGAAAUGGAUCGCCGGCAGCCCCGACGCAGAGGACUUACGAAUGGUGAACUCUUCAAUCAAUUCCUUGGUUGAACAAAACAACAGGCAAGUUCUUAUCAACGAAGCCAUCGAUAAGCGAAUUCAAGAGAUAACCGAUAUCACGAACCAAGUUCUAAAAAUCGAGAACGAGCGAGAAAAAAAUCAUUCCAUUGAGAUUAACCAACUGAUAAUUCUUUCAAACCUUGACUCCUUGCAGAAUCAAGUGGAAACAUUAGAAGAAGCUAUUCUAAUGGCCAAACAUGGCAUACCCAGCAGCAAGCUUUUAUCUAUGAGAGAUUUUGCGAAAAUUUCCACAUUCCUACAAAGUCAUGAUGUUCAUAUAAAUUCUUUUGAAGAAUUAUUGUCACAAUCAAAAGCACAAGUUUUGUUAAACAAAACCCACAUUAUUUAUAUGCUUAAAAUUCCACAGAUGUCUAAAAAUGUUUUCGAAUAUGAUUACAUUGAUUCAAUUAUUAAAAACACGAAGCGCAUAAAAAUUAACAAUAACUACAUAAUCAGAAAUCUUUCACAUGUCUACGAGUUGACGGAACCUUGUGAAGAUCGAGAUGAUUUCUACCUAUGUGAUGACGCCAAGCUAGAUCAUGCCAACGAAUGCAUCUACAAACUCGCAACAGGUAAACAUUCUAAUUGUACUUUUGAAAAAGUAUAUUCAGAAGGACUUGUGAAACGCAUCAACGAAGACACCAUCCUCAUCAAUAACGCUAUAGCUGAAGUAUCAUCAAAUUGUACUGAAUCAAGCCAAGUACUUACCGGAUCAUUCAUAAUUCAAUUUGGUCAAUGCAAUCUUCACAUCAACGGAGAACAAUAUUCAAACUUCGAGUUAACCGUACCUGGAAGGACAUAUUUCCCAACAACUGGUCUUCGAGUCAACGAGCUUCAUACCAUAGAUGCACCACCUGCGGAAUAUCUUCAGAACCUAACCAUCGAACAUCGAGACAAACUGGAGUACCUGAAGGACGCAGACCAACUUCAAUUUUUUCCAUUAAAUUCAACAAGUCAUCAGAAAAAAUUGAAAUCAAAGAAUUAAAUACAUUGCUGACAUCAGACAAAGGAAAUAAAACAGAGUCCACAGAGGAAUUAUCAGAAGAAAGGAAAAAAGAACUUCAAGCUUUUUUCGAUGCUCCAACUCCGUUAAGAACAAUUCAAAAGUAAUCUUUGCGGACAAAGAUGCUUAAGAGGGGAGGAGUUAGCAACGCACCCAAAUUCAAUUAACUUGGAAUGGAAUCGGAUCGAUAUCAAUUAACCAAACAUAAACACUUUCGCUUAUUUGCGUCGUCUGCAUAUUAGCAACAUUGUAACCGAUGCUGAUGUCAACAUUCGUCGCAUAGCCAGAUGAUAUAAGAUGAACGAGACCACCCAGUGAGAUCAUCCUUCGGAUCGCGGGAACCGUACCAAAGAUAAACACUUGGAUUGUUCCCACAGUCGUGCUGUACUAACCAGAACUAACAAGUUAGCAUAAGGCACAAAUGUAAUUUAGUCUUAAGUGAGGAUUCGA